CACUUGGACACGUUGGGUUCUUGGGCCAUCCUUACCUCUUCCAUGUGGCCCUAUCUUCCUCUCUCCACGUUCAUUCUUUUCUUUUUAUUUAUUUAUUAAUAUUAAUUAUUUCUUAGAAAAUACUACUACUACUAGUAAUCGUCAACGAAUAAUUACAAUUUCAUUCCAGCCACGCCAGGACGCCCUGCCUCUGUACGAAAUUGCAAGUUCAAGCACAGUUUAUGGUUCUAUUUCCUUUUGAUUUUCCCCAUCAUUCCAUUCACCUUUCUUCUUCAAUUUUCAUUUCAAAGCUUCCAUUUUUAAUUUUAUGGAUAUAAAAAGAUUUUGGACAUAAUACUGCUGGAAUGAUAGUUCUUUGUUCUUGAUCUUGAUCCAGAGAGACCACCCUUUAAACCUCUGAUUUAUGGAUUUGGAGAGUGAAGGUCCUGCGCUUGAAUCUGUUGAAGAUAAUGAAUUAACUACCACCACCAUCAUUCCAACCACAACCCCUGACUGUCCCUUAAAUCAUGAAGAUGGUGAUGGUGGGGAUGAUAACAGUAAGAUAAAGGCUAAUGGAUCAUGUUCGAAUGGGAUAAUUCAUGACAUGGGUGCUAAUGGUAAUGGUGAUACGAAUACAUUGCCUCAUGAUGGAGAAGUUAAGGAAGGUGUGGGAAGUGAGCAAGUGGGGAAUUCAGGGAAGUCACCGCCUUCAACGGCCAUAUCUCCUGCUGGAGGGUCACCUCCGACUAAGGGAUUUGGCUUGAAGAAAUGGAGGCGAAUUAGGAGAGAUGUUGUUAAGGAUGCUAGUGCCGAUGCAGAUAACAGUAAAGUUUUGAAACGAGUAUUCUCUGGUGCUGUGAAUCCGGCUGAACCAACAAAUUUAAAGCCGGUUGAGGUCAUGCAAAACAGCGAUGGUUCUUUUGGAUCGGCUAAUCUAUUUAGAAAUGUGGCUCUUGGUGAUGCGUUUGUGACCCGUGGGUCUAGUUUGGAAUCUAGAUUUAUGGUUGCAUCUGCUUACGCAGCUGGUAUGGAUUCUGAGAAUAGUGAGGAUCGGAGUAGCAAGUCCUCAACAGCAGCUAGUGCUCCUAGGGUGAGGCAUGACCUACCUGCAGUGUCAGGGUAUGCAAGGGACAAGAACAGGGUGAAGAGUUUGAGUGGGAAGGGUGUGGGUAGUUCAGCUCAACAGGUUCAACAAGGGAAGGGAUGGGUAGAAAACGGUAAGAAGCCUAGAGGAGAAAGGGUCAAAAUCGAGAAGGAAAACUCUCAUUCCAGCAUGGAAUCUGAUUCAAGAAGCUCCAACUUUGUCUUUAUGCAGGGUGAUUGUUCUGUGACCAGUAACGGAAAGCAAAGUGGAAGGUCAAUGAUUUACGACGGAGAAAACAGUGAUGAAGCCCAUGCAGGUGAACAACAAUUCAGCGGGGAUGUACAUCCUGGUUAUGGGCAGGAGAAUGUUGGAGAAUUUGAAGAUGUUUCAGAAGAUGAAUUAGCUGCAGAAGCAUCUUGGACAGAUAAGGGAGAAAAAAGGGUUGAUCACAGACCCUCGGCAGAUCAGGAUCAAUGGGUUGAGUCUAUACUUUCUCUCCAAUCUGUGCAAAAAGCUCUUGAAAACGAGGUUCAAAAAUUGGGGGAGAUCGGGAACGUUAGCAGUGUAGUGGAAGAUUCCUCUUUAGCUGAUCCAGAAAUCCAUGAAUCGAGCUUAUCUGACAAGUUUGAUUCUGAAAGUUUCAAAGAAUCAAGUCCAUUGGAGUUCCAAGUAUUAAGCUUAACACAGAAUGUAAAAUACUUGGAAAGCAGCCUGGAGUUGACCAAGGCUAUGCUCAAGAUGAAGGAGACGGUGGUUGCUGAACUGGAAGCCUCCUUGAAUGGUGACAAGUCACCAAAAGAAGAAUCAGCGAGUACCACAGAAUUGCAACAAGAGAAAUCUAGAGAGAUUGAGAACGAGCUUGAGGGCCUUUUCAAGCAAAAGAUCGAGGCUGAGAUUAAGUGUCUGGCAUUAACAAGGAAUCUGCAGAAGUUGAGACUUGCUGCAGGUGAUCAAAUCACCCUAUUUGAGGAACAACAGGCUCUGGCUGGUGAGCAAGUGCAGAUGCUAAAUAAGCUAGGAGAAGCAGAAAUCAAGGCUGCGUCACUAAAGAAACAAGCGGAGCAGCUAGAAAAAUACUGUGGAGAUGUUUUAGGGACCGAAGAGGUGUUUAAGAUGCAGAGCAAAGUAUGCAAGGUUACUGCAUGUUUUUUCAUCCAGUUGAUUUUGCUUUUCUUGGUUUUUUGGCUAUUAGUGUUGCAGUUAUCACCCUCUUCUGGGGUGGUUGCACCCACUUAAAUAAAACGAACAGGUCUUUCUUCUCUGUCCAUUCUCAACAUCUGUAAGCAAAGAUUGGAUAUCAUAUUUUCACGUAGAAUGUUCUCUCUUUUUUGCGGUUGGAGUAGAUGAUGGGGUUGUAGUUGUAACAAAGUUUUUUGAUUUUCGUUGUCGCGCUUGUAAUUCAUUUCUUCUUAUAUUUCUGUUGAGUAAAGCUCUUAAGAUGAUAGGGUCUUUUUCAUCC
Molecule: messenger RNA, 2522 nt
Organism: Populus nigra (black poplar)
Lineage: Eukaryota; Viridiplantae; Streptophyta; Magnoliopsida; Malpighiales; Salicaceae
Product: WPP domain-interacting protein 1
Exons: 3
Coding region: 404-2299 (631 amino acids)
Source: RefSeq, a predicted model, not a curated record